Paramecium tetraurelia is the source of this 546-nucleotide messenger RNA. RefSeq lists its product as uncharacterized. The transcript has 2 exons. NCBI's taxonomy places the organism in Eukaryota, Ciliophora, Oligohymenophorea, Peniculida, Parameciidae. The record is from RefSeq and is a predicted model, not a curated record.
AUGUCAUUGGAGCAAAGCAUGUUCAUAUUCGGUUGCUAUAAGUUUACGAAAAUAAGAACUUAAUUGAAAUUAAUUUUAUUUGAUUUAAAUAUAACAAUUUUAUAUAUAUUAUAUAACAUUGUGAAAAAAUACUAAAUAAAAGGAAGAGAAUCACUCUUAGUCCUGAUUGAACAGACAGAAAUUAAUAUAAAGGAAACCAAUUUAUAAGAUUGCAGAAUAAGACAAUGCAUUUAUAAUGCUGCGAUUAGGCAACUAAAGGAAUCCUUAAUUAGAUAUGGUUACAGAUGUUCCUAGCAUAAUCAAAAAUAUGAUUAGAAUUAAUUAAGAGAAAAAGAAUUAGAAAGAAUGAAUAUGUUUUAUUUAUUAUAUGAUGAUGAUUGUUUCAUUAAUUUAAGUGAUAAAGAAAUUGAUUAAUUUUUUGUAACUAGGGAUUAAGAUAUCAAAAGAGCUUAUAAUUUGAAAAUAUUGAGCAUGUUUUAUAUUGUAGACUUAAUGCAUUCUUACUCUUAUGAAUUGCAAGUGGCUUAUGUUCUAAAAUAUACUUGA